CCCGGCCAUGUGACUCCUCUGGCCCCAGAGUUCUUGGAUCCAGCCCUCACCCAGAAAGCCUUUGCCCACGAUGUCAACAGCAUACAGCACAUGCCUGCAGAGGACUCCAAAGUUCCACAACCCGAGGACACGUUUCUUCCUGAGCAGGGUGACUCCAGCUCCUCAACAAAAACCAUGCAGUCCAAGAAAGGCGACACUCCCAAUUCCCCAAGGAAAAUCAUGCAGCCCAAGCAAGGUGACACAUCCAAUUCCCCAGGCAAAACGACCCUGCCUAAAGAGGACAACAUCUUUAAUUCCUCCGGGAAAACCAUGCUUCCCAAAGAGAAUAACCCUGCUAAUUCCUCAGAAGAACCCAUCCCGCCUAAGCAGGAUGACAUCUUCAAUUUUCCAACUAAAACUAGCCCCCCUAAGCACGACAGUACUCCUAUAUCACCAGCAAAAAGCAUCCUUCCUAAAGAGGGUAACACCCCUAGUUCCUCAGCAAAAACCAUCCCUUCCAAGCAGAGUGACAACCCCAGUUUCUCAAAAAAACCCAUCCUACCCAAGAAGAACAACACCCCCAAGUCCUCAGAAAAAAACAUUUCACCCAAGCCAGGUGACACCUUCAAAUUCCCAGAAGAAACCAUUCAGCCAAAACAGGGCAAGACUCCCAAGCUAUCAGAAAAGAACAUAUCAUUCAAGCCGGGUGAUACCUCCAAAUCUCCAGAAGAAACCAUUCAACCUAAGCAGGGCAACACUCCCAAGCUAUCAGCAAAAUCCAUUUCAUUCAAGCCAGGUGACACCUCCAAAUCUCCAAAAGAAACCAUUCAGCAAAAGCAGGGCAACACUCCCAAGCUAUCAGAAAAGAACAUUUCACCCAAGCAGGGCAACACCUCCAGAUCUCCAGAAGAAACCAUCCAGCCCGAGGAGGACCACACCCCCAAGUCCUCAGAAAAAGUCAUCCAGUUCAAGGAGGGUGACACCCCCAAGUCCUCAGAAGAAGCCAUCCAGCCCAAGGAAGACAAGUCCUCAGAGAAAGCCAUCCAGCUCAAGGAGGGUGACACCCCCAAGCCCUCAGAGAAGAAAGCCAUCCAGCUCAAGGAGGGUGACACCCCCAAGCCCUCAGAAGAAGCCAUCCAGCCUGGGGAAGGUGACAUCUCGGCAGAAGAAACAGUGGAGCUCUUGAAGGUCGAUUUGGUGAAAGUGAUCCUGAGCAAAGAGGAUUUUGAGUUGGCGCUCAAGGAGGCAGGGGAGAGGCUGGUGGCCGUGGUCUUCUCAGCCAUGUGGUGUAUGCCUUGCAGGACCAUCAAACCCCUUUUCUGUUCCCUGUCUGUGAAGCACGAGGAUGUAGUGUUCCUGCAAGUAGAUGUUGAUGACUGUGAGGAGCUAGUGCAAGACCGUGGGAUCGUUUAUGUCCCAACCUUUCAGUUUUAUAAAAGAGAAGAAAAGGUGAGUGAAUUUUGUGGUGCCCUUAAGGAAGACCUUGAAACAAUCAUUGCAGAAUUAAAGUAGUGCAUUCUGAAAGCAUUACAGAGAGUCAACUGUUCAUGGCGUAUGAUUUUUUUUAUUUACAAAAAAGAAGUGUAACAAAAGUGUAUGUCCAAAUGAUACCUACUUAUAAAUUAUAAAUGUUAACUCUACCCAUGUCAAAAACUAGUCAAAGCACUAAAGCAUCUUGUGGCCAUAUUUUUCUUAAUAGAAAACUGUGAUAUUAGAAUUUCCUUUGGUGGAUAUUGGAAGUCCAGUUGUCCCCUACUUUUUUAUCUUAAUUUUUUUCCCCACUCACCCUUGAAAAUUCAGCUCAUUUCCUAUUAGCAGAGACAUUGGACAUUUAGACAAUUCUCUAGAAGUUCAUGAUUUAAAGAUGAGUAGAAACUUCUUAUGUUCACAUACCUUUGGGAUUUCUGAUAAGAUAUUUUUGCAAAUACAGAAUCUGAAAGAGUCA
Molecule: messenger RNA, 1924 nt
Organism: Myotis brandtii (Brandt's bat)
Lineage: Eukaryota; Metazoa; Chordata; Mammalia; Chiroptera; Vespertilionidae
Gene: TXNDC2
Product: thioredoxin domain containing 2 (spermatozoa)
Exons: 1
Coding region: 91-1491 (466 amino acids)
Source: RefSeq, a predicted model, not a curated record